CCGCACGGAAGCCGCUAGUCCGGCUUCCACCCCGUCCCCAAGUCCCGGAACGGCUGUGGGGCCGCCUCUUCGGGUUGGAAGGAGCCAUCGCCGCUUUAAGAGGAAGAGGAGGGGAAGGGGGCGGGCUAGCGGGGGGCGGGGAGCGGCAGCGGAGGAGGGGGAGGGGGAUCCCCCUCGCUCCCACGUGGUCCGGGCGCCUGUGAAUCACGCUGGCCGGAGGGUCUCACAGCGAAAUACAAAAGCAGCUGGGAAGCGGCGGCGAGGCGAGUUCCCAGCGGCGGGCAGAGCCCCGCAGCCGCGAUGGGGAUGAGGCGCUUGGAGCCCCGGAGCCAACAAGCUGCUGGGCCCGCCUCGCCGCCGGGACCCGGGCGCCCGGGCUCGGUUUGAAGCCGGCGCGGCCGCGGGAGCAUGGGCAGGAGGAUGCGGGGCGCCGCCACCACCGCGGGGCUCUGGCUGCUGGCGGUGGGCUCUCUGCUGGCUCUGUGGUGCGGACUCCUGCCUCCGGGGACCGAGCUGCCCUCCUCCCGGCCGCCGGAAGACCGACUCCCGCAGCGCCCGGGCCAGAGCGGUGGCCCCGCGCCCGCGCCGCGCUUCUCUCUGCCCUCAUCCCUGCCGCGGGACGCCCACGGCGGCUCCCUGAAAACUUUCCGGGCGCUGCUCACCCUGGCGGCCGGCGCGGACGGCCCGCCCGGUCGGCCCCCCGGCGAGCGCAGCCGAUAUGUGCCAGCCGGGCAGCCCCGGCCAGCCGAGAGCGCCGUGGUGCACGGGGGCGUCUUCUGGAGCCGCGGCCUGGAGGAACAGGUGCCCCGGGGCUUCUCCGAGGCCCAGGCGGCGGCGUGGCUGGAGGCGGCGCGCGGCGCCCGGGUGGUGGCCCUGGAGCGCGGGGGCUGCGGGCGUAGCUCCAACCGGCUGGCCCGCUUCGCCGACGGCACCCGCGCCUGCGUACGCUAUGGCAUCAACCCUGAGCAGAUCCAGGGCGAGGCCCUGUCUUACUACCUGGCGCGCCUGCUGGGCCUCCAGCGCCACGUGCCUCCGCUGGCCCUUGCUCGGGUGGAGGCGCGGGGGGCGCAGUGGGCGCAGGUGCAAGAGGAGCUGCGCGCAGCGCACUGGACCGAGGGUAGCGUGGUGAGCCUGACGCGGUGGCUGCCCAACCUCACGGACGUGGUAGUGCCUGCGCCCUGGAGCUCCGAGGACGGCCGUCUGCGGCCCCUUCGCGCCGCCGGAGACGAGCUGACCAACCGCAGCCAGGCGGAGCUGGUGGACCUGGUGCAAUGGACCGACUUGAUCCUCUUUGACUACCUGACGGCCAACUUCGACCGGCUCGUCAGCAACCUUUUCAGCCUGCAGUGGGACCCGCGCGUCAUGCAGCGCGCCACCAGCAACCUGCACCGCGGCCCCGGCGGGGCGCUGGUCUUUCUGGACAACGAGGCGGGUUUGGUGCACGGCUACCGGGUGGCGGCCAUGUGGGACAAAUACAACGAGCCGCUGUUAGAGUCGGUAUGCGUGUUCCGCGAGCGGACAGCGCGGCGCGUCUUGGAGCUGCAUCGCGGUCAGGACGCAGCGGCCCGGCUGCUGAGCCUCUACCGGCGCCGCGAGCCUCGCUUUCCGGAGCUAGCGGCGCUCGCAGACCCCCACGCUCUGCUGCUGCAGCGCCGCCUCGACUUCCUCGCCAAGCACAUUUUGCACUGUAAAGCAAAUUACGGCCGCUGGCCGGGGACUUAGCAUUGCCCAGAGGAAGAGAGAGAUACCCCGGACUCGGUGAAAGACGAUGGGGGAAGGGCCGUCGCCUCUGCCACCGCCUGGGACCAGCCGGCCAACGCCCAGCGAGUGACCCGCGAGCAGAGGCGUCUAAAAAACUUCAGCUUCACCCACCUGCCCCUUUCUCUCAAUCCCUAGUUGUUUCGUUUCGAAGUUCUGGGAGGACGAACUCACCGAGGCAAGAAGUGUAACAUUCCCGCCACCCAGCCUUUACAAGGAUUCUUCCCUGUGCUAACACGGAGUUUGGGAUCCGAAGAAACUGGCUACCGGGUUUUUGUCCCCGGAUGGCCGUCUCUGUGGGAGAUACACCCCACUCCUGGGCCCCCUCGUUCCCCUUCCGAAAAAGGAAAACCCGUUGGAGCCGUUGAGCUAAUUCUGCAAUUUCCUACCAAACGCAGCGCUGGUGGCCCUGGAGCAGGGCUGUGACAUUCGCUGUUGGAGCCCCCUUCCUGUUUUUUCCCUUUGUUCCGGAGCCGCGAUGGUGAGAUCACUGUUAAGAGCAGGCAAACAACUCCCGAUAGGACAAAGAGAGCAGGACCUCCACACCCUGGGGAGCCCUGCAGACUCUGACGUUUGCCUGACUCGUUCCUUUCCCCCUUGUCAUUUUGCCCUGAAGGCUACUGAGUGCAAGACCAGCUGGAUGUGCUGAGUGAAAUAAUGAAUUUCUUCUUCCUCCACCUCACAACCGACCAAAAUAUCGACAAUGAUGAUGUUCACCAGGAAAAGAAAAGAAGAACAGUUUCAUGCACUUUACUUUUGUUUUUAUUUUAAUUUUUUAUUAAGAAAAACUUUUUUAUUUGACAAAUUUUGCCUUCUGUAUAUAUGUGCAUAAAGUGUGUAAAUAUACUAAACAAACUUAUAUUUCAAUAAAAGGGAGUUUAAAAUUUAGAAUUU
Messenger RNA from Trichechus manatus latirostris (Florida manatee), 2652 nucleotides. RefSeq names its product four-jointed box kinase 1 (gene FJX1). Gene Ontology annotation, biological process: cell-cell signaling. The coding region runs from base 409 to 1722 and encodes 437 amino acids. NCBI's taxonomy places the organism in Eukaryota, Metazoa, Chordata, Mammalia, Sirenia, Trichechidae. The transcript has a single exon. The record is from RefSeq and is a predicted model, not a curated record.